AUGGCUGGAAAAGACGGUUUGGUGAAAUUGGACGUGGGUGUGUUGAGCGCUGAGCAGCAAGAAAAACUGCGACAGUUCAAGAUAAAGACGAGAGUGGAAAACGAGAAGUAUUUGAGGUCGCAUCCAGAAGUGGAGGUUCUGAUAGGUGACUUUCUGAGAGACGUGCUUCUCAAAAGGCCCACUGACAUUCGUGAAUUUGCUGCAGAUCACUUCACCAACCCAAACCUCCAUGUGGUUAUCGGCUCCAAAAUGAAAGGAAACAGUGACAUGGAGUGA
Scomber japonicus (chub mackerel) is the source of this 276-nucleotide messenger RNA. It is a transcript of the gene riiad1, whose product is annotated as RIIa domain-containing protein 1. The transcript has 4 exons. The record is from RefSeq and is a predicted model, not a curated record. NCBI's taxonomy places the organism in Eukaryota, Metazoa, Chordata, Actinopteri, Scombriformes, Scombridae. Bases 1 to 276 code for a protein of 91 amino acids.